CUUUCGCCCAUCAUACAUACCUAUCUAUUCAUGGAACCAUCUUCAACGAUCGUUAAAGAUAAUCGCUUUAUUAUUUAUUAUUGCUGUUAAAUAAAGGUUUUAGAUUUUUCUUUGGCUGCCGAGUUCUUUAAGGAGCAGAAAAAUACCAAUCAAUGCAUUAAAUUCCGAUGAAUUUUACACUUUUACACUAGCAAUGGCCCAUUUGUUGACAAUCGUUUUCUCUUUAGGGUUUUUACAAAACAAAACAAACACGUCACCUUGACCUUCAUCACAAUAUCCUGACCUCUUUUUUCUAAGUUUAUUGAGAAAAAAACAAGAUGAAAACAGAAAGAAAAAAUCUCAGAAACACUUAAUGCCAUCACAGCUUCGAUAUAAUUAUAUUAGCCUUCAGAUUAUAUAAAUAAAAUAAGAGGGAAAGAUCGGAAAAGAAUGAAUGCGAUAUAGAAUCUCAACAGGAAACACACGCACUUUGCUAAGUGUUGCCUUAUAUAUAUAUAUAUAUAUAUAUAAAUAAAUAGAAAUGCAAUCUAAUAAAAACAAUACAGCUUUCUCGAGGAUGUUUGCAACGUUGCCUUAUUUUGGAAGUUUCAUUAGAAGGUAACUGGAAAUUACUCCAAAGAAGUUCAAUAUAGAAUGGUAAGUGGACUUGAUAUCUUAGAAAAGGAUAUAGUACAUUCUUCCAGCUCACCCCAAGCUGAAGAGGCGUGUGCACGUUAUGAAUCAGCGGCAGUUGAUUGGCCAAAAUGGUGCCAUGACGUCACAGUCACGCGCACUGGUCCACCGUCGUCCUCUGCAGAAUCAAAACAAAACUCCAUGUUGAUUACUACUUUGAAGUGAAAUAAUGUAAACACGACAAGAAAGAGCCACCCAAAACGAUAUAUUAACUCACGCAUUGACAUUUAAAGUUGAAAACGAUCAGCCAAACACAUCACAACUGUUGCAAUAAGACUGAAAUUCCUCAGCCGUUUCUAUGAAUUGAAUAACACUAAUAAAAAAAAAACACAAAUAUACAUCAAUUUAUUAUUCCCUUAUAAACUCCAUUUUUGUGCCAAACAAUAAACCUGGGAAACCACACCGGAGACCUCUUCCCUGAGCUGAAUGCAAAAGAAGGAAUCCCACAGCAGCAGAGGUCAAGAACCCUGCCAAUGACAAUUGAACAAUCUCAGGCCACUAUAUGGCCAACCAACAUUGACAUGGACUUGUAUGGAAAUACUCCUCAUAGCUCUGACCACAUGCUACCUUCUGAUAUCUAUUGUAUGGUACCAUCUCCUACUACUUUCAGUCCAAACUCUCCACACAUGUAUGAACAGGAAAAAGACGACCUGUCUCUACUCCCUCAACUUGAAAUUCAAAAUUUACCGACAAGUGGAAACCAAACUCAGAAUUCAGUCAACAUGGAAGAAUUUGAUCUGAAGCCACAUUUUGAAAACAAUGCUGAUAGCUUCAUUGUGAAACCCAGAUUCGAAGUUGCACCAAAUUCCCCUGCUUCACAAUUUACAACAGAUACCAUAUGGAAUGAUAGCAAAGACUUCCAUGAAUUCUUGCAAAUGGAAAAGACUGACUCUGGGCCAACUUUGGCAGAACUGAAUUUUGGUGACUACAACAUUGAUGAUUUUACAUGUGAUGAAAUCUCUUAUGUUACCAGUAAUAAUGAAAUUGUCCCUAGUAAUGGCACUGCUAAUGUUGGUACUGCUAACAACAGUAAUGCCACUACCACUAAUACUGGUACUAAUAUCACUUCUACUGUCCACUCAAGGAUGAAGAAUUUGCAGUCUGAUUUCUUAGCUACCCCCAUAUCAAAGAAUAACCGUUCCGAACUGCAAACGUCCACUACACUUCAACAAAACUGGGAUGAAAAUCCUGCACCUCCUACUCUUGGAGGAAUGAGAGUUCAGGCGUCUUUUAAUGCUUCUUCCACAAAAUCUUCUCAGAUAUUCAAACCACUCAAACAAAACCACAUGGCACCAUCAUGUACCAUUACCUGUGAUACAGAUAGCAAUAAGAGCAAAGCAGCUCUCAAAUUGUUUGAUGGCAAUGGCUCUGUACCAAACAAGUUUUUAAAAUAUGAGGACUUUUCUACCGGAGAUUGCAGUCAUAAGCCAGUGGACAGUGACAUAGAUGUCUCUUCUUCAAAUGUUCAUUUACAACAGUUACUUUGCAGCAACCAACCAUCACUGCAACCUGAAUCUGAAAUGUCAAUGCAAGCCCACAAAUCCCAGCCAAUCACUUCACAUUUUCCACCGUCAGUUCAGACACAGCCCCAACAGAUGGCUCCAUUGUCAUGUCAGACAGUACCACAGGCCCCCCUGAAAACCCAGCAGAGUAGUGUGACACCAGUUGAGACAGUCUCGAGCUGUGAUAUGACAAUCUCUCGAAAUGACACAACUUCUCACUCAGAAACCAUGGAUGAGAAAUGGGAACAGAUUAAAAAGCUUUUACACAAAGAAGAUUCCCCUAAAAGUAUAAAGAGGGAACGCAUAAGUUCAACCAGCAGUUUUACAGCCUCCAAUGACGAUCAUGACUCCAAUGAUGGUGAUAUGUCAGAUGAUUCCUCUGAUUAUGAAAUUGAAGAUUAUAUAUCUGAUCCAGAAUCUGCUCAUAGCCCCUCAAGUAAAGAAACACUAUCAUCCUCAGUCAAACGGAGAGAAAAACAAUACUUUUGGCAAUACAAUGUCCAGUCCAAAGGACCAAAGGGACAGAAGAUGCGACUGUUACCCGAGGAACAAGACCCACAUGUUUUAAAUACAUUUGAAGAUCCAGUGUUUGAGCUUGGCACUACAUCUAAAUUAGGUUUGCGACACAGCGGCAAGGCUCGCCGUGGAGAUGGCAAUGAUAUUUCUCCUAACCCAAGGAAACUUCAUUUAAUUGGACAGCAAUUGAAAAAAUUGAACCAUGACAUAAAUGAGUUUGUACCAACAAGUGACCUGCCAGCCAGUGUUAGGAACAGGACAAGGAAAGAGAAAAACAAGCUUGCUUCAAGGGCUUGUCGCUUAAAAAAGAAAGCACAGCACGAAGCUAAUAAAGUGAAAUUGUUUGGCCUUGAACAGGAACACCGUCAGUUGAUGACUGUAAUUGAACAUAUCAAGCAAAAGAUGUUGGCUGCUCUUCUAUCUAAGAAAACAAUAAAAUGUGAAGAGAAAGGACAAAGAACAAGUGAUGAACAAUCCAAAUAUUUGAAUGAACUCAUCAAAAGACAUUUAACGACUGUAAUUGCUGGACAGACUGCUGAUUAUGUAAACAAUGUAUUGAGUAAAGUGAAAGCUGGUGACAUCUCUGGUGGCCUGCCACUGUCUAAAAUAAAAUCCAGCAGUCUAACAGUUACUAGUUCCGACGACGAAUUCAGCAAUGACUGAGCAACAGGGAAUUGGAUUCAACUUUAUCAGACCAGACAUACAUUUCUGUUCUGCCAAAAUUGGUUUCUCCUUCAUCUUUUUGUGUCCAUUUUUUUUUAUUUAUGUUUUAAACAAUUCUUUAAA
Messenger RNA from Octopus sinensis (East Asian common octopus), 3476 nucleotides. RefSeq lists its product as uncharacterized. Lineage: Eukaryota; Metazoa; Mollusca; Cephalopoda; Octopoda; Octopodidae. The record is from RefSeq and is a predicted model, not a curated record. Gene Ontology annotation, molecular function: DNA-binding transcription factor activity, RNA polymerase II-specific; RNA polymerase II transcription regulatory region sequence-specific DNA binding. Gene Ontology annotation, cellular component: nucleus. Gene Ontology annotation, biological process: response to unfolded protein; regulation of transcription by RNA polymerase II. Bases 1146 to 3353 code for a protein of 735 amino acids. The transcript is spliced from 9 exons.